Messenger RNA from Syngnathoides biaculeatus (alligator pipefish), 783 nucleotides. It is a transcript of the gene uba52, whose product is annotated as ubiquitin A-52 residue ribosomal protein fusion product 1. Gene Ontology annotation, molecular function: ubiquitin protein ligase binding; structural constituent of ribosome; protein tag activity. The transcript is spliced from 5 exons. Bases 337 to 723 code for a protein of 128 amino acids. The record is from RefSeq and is a predicted model, not a curated record. Lineage: Eukaryota; Metazoa; Chordata; Actinopteri; Syngnathiformes; Syngnathidae. Gene Ontology annotation, biological process: modification-dependent protein catabolic process; translation; protein ubiquitination. Gene Ontology annotation, cellular component: ribosome; cytoplasm; nucleus.
CUCCAAUAAUUCUUUGUCUAUAUAUUUGUAGAUAUUGAAAUACACAUUAUUUGGGCAAAAUGAACAUCUUAUUUGUUUUAGCACGGUGUUAACAAAGUCAAUACUGACAAAAGUGUACAGCCGUACAGAGCUAUGGCUGGACUAGUUUCCACACUAGCAGUCAGCAUGUGGAGAGGCCGCUGGUCGAAGUAGUGUUAGCUUUAGCUACCUAUGCUACAAACCUCAAAUCAAACCACGCCGGCUUUGUAAUAAGGCUUUCAACUGUGUCAUACAAUACGUAGAGCAACGGUGACAAAGUUACGUACGCGGGGGUCGCUAACUACGCGCCCUGCCAACAUGCAGAUCUUCGUGAAGACACUGACUGGCAAGACCAUCACCCUCGAGGUCGAGCCCAGUGACACCAUCGAAAAUGUCAAGGCAAAGAUCCAAGAUAAAGAAGGAAUCCCCCCUGAUCAGCAGCGUCUGAUCUUCGCUGGCAAACAGUUGGAAGAUGGACGCACUCUCUCUGACUACAACAUUCAGAAAGAAUCCACUCUUCAUCUGGUCCUGCGUCUCCGCGGUGGCAUCAUCGAGCCUUCCCUCAGACAGCUGGCUCAGAAAUACAACUGCGACAAGAUGAUCUGCCGCAAGUGCUAUGCCCGUCUGCACCCACGUGCUGUCAACUGCCGCAAGAAGAAGUGUGGACACACCAACAACCUUCGCCCUAAAAAGAAGCUGAAGUAGACAUUUGUACCAGUAUCAACUGUGCGUGCCACAUUGCUAAAUAAAUUCAAGAAAACUCCC